Molecule: messenger RNA, 1705 nt
Organism: Nezara viridula (southern green stink bug)
Lineage: Eukaryota; Metazoa; Arthropoda; Insecta; Hemiptera; Pentatomidae
Source: the annotation of a GenBank genome assembly
CUAUUCCAGUGAGAAGGUAGAAUGGAAGAAGUAACAGAAAUCAUGCCAGAAAACUCAACAGCGUCUUUUUAUGACAGGAACGAAACUUCUAAUAAACCAAUUCCCUCCGUGUAUAACAUAACCUUUGAGGAUUCUAACUGGAUAAUGACUGCGGCAUUUAUAAUAUUCACUAUGCAGACUGGUUUCGGAAUGCUGGAAUCAGGCUGCGUCUCUCGAAAGAACGAAAUGAACAUCAUGAUGAAGAACGUUGUGGACAUAUUCCUGGGAGGAAUAACAUACUGGGCGGUAGGUUAUGGCAUGAGCUUUGGGCAAGAAUGGAGUUGCCCUGUACUGGCACUAGGUGAUUGGUUGCUUGAUUCACCACCAGGUCCGGAAAUGGGUCCCAAGUUCACGGCGUUUCUGUUUCAGCUAUCAUUCGCAACCACAGCAACUACGAUAGUGUCUGGAGCCAUGGCUGAAAGAUGUAACUUCAAGGCAUAUUGUCUGUUUUCGCUGUUAAACACAGUUGUGUACUGCGUUCCUGCGGGUUGGGUUUGGGGUGAUCAUGGGUUUUUAAGACGAUUAGGAAAUGUCGAUAUAGCAGGGAGUGGACCCGUUCAUCUAGUUGGAGGUGUUUCAGCUUUUGCUUCUGCCUUUGCACUUGGUCCAAGACUCGGCCGCUAUGACAACGGGAUAGAACCACUACCACUGGGGACUCCGGUAAAUUGUGCCAUGGGACUCUUCGUACUGUGGUGGGGAUGGCUCGCGUUCAACAGCGGAAGUACGUAUGGUGUUUCGGGGGCCAAGUGGGCGUACGCUGCGAAAGCUGCAGUCAUGACGAUGAUAUCAUCCUUUGGAGGUGGUUUGAUUGGACUGUCGUAUAGCCUCUACAUCAGUGACGGUCACACCAAUAUACUCCAUAUCAUCAACAGUGUUCUUGGAUCACUUGUUUCAGUAACAGCUGGAUGCUACUUGUAUACUUCUAUUGAUGCUUUCAUCAUUGGAAGCGUUGGAGCUCUGCUUACAUCCGUAUCCACACCAUUGUUCGAUAUGAUCAGAGUCGACGAUCCUGUGGGCGCUACAGCCGUUCAUGGAAUUUCUGGUGUAUGGGGUGUUAUAGCGGUAGGUCUUUUUGCUGAAAAUCCAUACCCAUUAAAUACUACUAGCGGACGGUGUGGUGUUUUAAAAGGAUGUGGUUCUUACCUAUUGGGAAUUCAGGCUCUGGGAGCAUUGUGUCUCGCAACGUAUAGCUUCAUAUCCUCAUACAUUAUUUUAUGGUGUAUAAAUAAAAUCGUCCCCAUUCGCAUGCUUCCACAUGAGGAACUACUUGGUGCAGACCUAUCUGAACAUCUAAUUCGGCACACAGAUGAAGGAGUUUCUAAAGCUAUUCGAACGCUAUUAAAUAUGGGAUGCAUAAAACAGGACUAUACCCUUAUUAAGACAAUUGGUAGUAAUCCAGGGCAUGAAUCAUACUUGGAAAGAUAUGCAAGAGAAAAAACAGCAAAACCAAAAAAUGAAAAAGACCAAAUUGGUGGCCAUGUGAUGAAUAUAGUACAAUCCAUAAAGUUUGCAGAGAAGACACCAAAUCUUGCAUGGAUUGACUAGGUAUUUCCAAUGUUCUUAUUUAUUAAUAAAAACUGUUGUCCUUAAUUAUGUAAACAAAACAUAAAAAAGAGAUGUUUGUAGAAAUAGUAGUAGUGAUGCAUUUGAGGUGUGUGAAUUAUUU